AUGGAAGAAACCAACCAGACAAAUGUCAGCUAUUUCAUUCUUCUGGGAUUCCGCACUUCGGCAGAACUUCAGAAGCUCCUUUUCGUCUUGUUCUUCCUUGCUUACUUGCUGACCCUGAUGGAAAAUCUCAUAAUCAUUGUAGUCGUUUGGAUUAACAAUAACCUGCACAAACCUAUGUACUUUUUUCUGUGUAACCUCUCCUUCCUUGAAGUCUGGUAUGUGACAGUCAUUGUCCCUAAGAUGCUGGCAGAUAUUCUUAUGCAAGACAAACGGAUCUCCUUCCAAGGCUGCAUGACCCAGUUAUAUUUCUUUGUGACUUUUGUGUGCAGUGAAUACAUUCUUCUGGCUGUCAUGGCAUAUGACAGAUAUUUGGCCAUAUGUUACCCAUUACGUUACCUAACUAUCAUGAGCAAUACUUUCUGUGCUCAGCUGUCAGCAGGAUGCUGGACGUGUGGCUUAAUUACUUCAGCAAUCAAGCUCAGCUUCAUUGGCAGACUAAAAUACUGUAGCACUGACAAGAUCAACCACUACUUCUGUGACAUUUCACCCCUUUUGAAUAUCUCCUGCACUGAUGCUUCCAUGGCUGAGCUAGUAGAUUUUAUCCUGGCUCUUAUGGUUAUCAUGGUCCCACUCUGUAUCGUCAUUAUGUCAUACAUCUAUAUAAUCUCAGCCGUACUGAAAAUCCCUUCAGCUCAAGGAAGGAAGAAGGCCUUCUCCACCUGCAGCUCUCAUCUCACAGUGGUGGUACUCUUCUAUUCUACCACACUCUUCACUUAUGCACGGCCCAAAGCCAUGUAUGCCUACAACUCCAAUAAGCUUGUGUCAGUCCUGUACACCAUAGUAGUACCCCUUCUGAAUCCGAUGAUAUAUUGCCUCAGAAAUAAAGAAGUAAAAGAUGCCUUGAGGAGGACAUUGUCAGCUUAA
Molecule: messenger RNA, 924 nt
Organism: Sceloporus undulatus (fence lizard)
Lineage: Eukaryota; Metazoa; Chordata; Lepidosauria; Squamata; Phrynosomatidae
Product: olfactory receptor 6Y1-like
Exons: 1
Coding region: 1-924 (307 amino acids)
Biological process (GO): G protein-coupled receptor signaling pathway
Cellular component (GO): membrane
Molecular function (GO): G protein-coupled receptor activity; olfactory receptor activity
Source: RefSeq, a predicted model, not a curated record